UAGAGUAAGUCGCAAUUAAUAUUUCCAGCGAGCAAGAUGGAUCUGGUGAACAUGAUCAUGAAAUUUUAUUAAAUGUAUUUCAGAGUGAAAAAUGAGGCACUCGAUGAUUAUGAUUACAAAAUAAUUAACAGGAUACCCGUUACUCAGAAUAUUAAAUACGAAAGGAUUUGGCAAGGAAAUUCAGACCAAAUGAUUCAAGAAUAUGUCGAAAAUCAUGAAAAUGAACUUGACGACCUGGAAAUCGAAAUAGAAUGUACAGACAUGAAGCCCAAUUUUUUGGCGGUGGCAAAAAUUGAAGAUUGUUCUAAAAAUCAGAAGGAUAGCGAUGAGUAUAAAACAGGAAACAAAGUCAAAUUAGAAAACGUCGGGACAGUAAAGAAAGAAAUGUUAAAUGAAGAAGUAUUUGACUCUGCACAUAAUGGAAUCACACCUGCAUGUUAUAAUUCCGGAAAAUCAUCCAGGCAAAAGACUCAUCUGAAAGUCCACAUUGAUACAGUCCACAAGGAUGUCACAUACGCAUGUGAAAUAUGCGGAAAUGUAUUCAAACGAAGAGGUUAUCUCAAGAAGUACAUCGAUACGGUGCAUAAUGGUGUUUCCUAUGCGUGUGAUGUUUGUGGAAAGACAUUCAAUCGAAAAGAUCCUCUCAAACAGCACAUCGAUUCGGUACAUCAUAAAAUUAUGCAUCCUUGUAAUAUAUGCCAAAAGACAUAUUCAGACAAGUAUUAUCUUACAAUCCACAUCGAUGCCGUGCAUAAUCAAGUCAAACACGCAUGUGAUUCAUGUGGAAAGACUUUUCCAAGGAAAAAUGAUCUCCAAAGACACAUCGCUUCGGUACAUCGUAAAAUCAUGCAUCCAUGCUAUAUAUGCCAAAAGACAUUCUCAGCCAAGAGUAAUAUCAAAAAGCACAUCGAUUCGAAGCAUAAUGGUGUUAGACAUGCAUGCGAUAUUUGCGAAAAGAAAUUCACAACGAACUAUAAUCUUAAAAUCCACAUCGACUCGGUGCAUCGUAAAAUCACGCAUCCAUGCGAUGUAUGCCCAAAGACAUUCUCAGACAAGAGUAGUCUUAGGAAGCACAUCAUUUCGGUGCAUAAUAGUGUCCGACAUUCGUGCAAUACAUGCCAAAAGACAUUUUCAGACAAGAGUAGUCUUAGGAAGCACAUCAUUUCGGUGCAUAAUAGUGUCCGACAUUCGUGCAAUACAUGCCAAAAGACAUUUUCAGACAAGAGUUAUCUCAAACGUCACAUGGAUUCGAUGCAUCAUAAAAUUACGCAUCCAUGCGAUACAUGUGGAGCAACAUUCAUACGAAAAAUUCAUCUCCAAAACCAUAUUGACGUAGUACACAAUGUCAACAAAUUGUCUCAUAAUGGCACCACUUAUUCAUGCGCGACAUGCGCAAAGACAUUCGGACAGAAAAAAAAUCUUAAAGCUCAUAUCGACACGGCGCAUAUUAAGUCACGUAAUCAGACCUGAUAAAUAUUCAUUAUUUAUUUUCUAAAGUGUUAAAAAUUCUGAUGUACGAUACAGUGCAAUUGUUCAGAAGAUUGAAAUAAAAAAAUUUUUGAUACCUUGUUGAAGAGUUUUUGAAAAAAAAAACC
Messenger RNA from Trichogramma pretiosum, 1595 nucleotides. RefSeq names its product zinc finger protein OZF-like. The transcript is spliced from 2 exons. The record is from RefSeq and is a predicted model, not a curated record. The coding region runs from base 73 to 1470 and encodes 465 amino acids. Lineage: Eukaryota; Metazoa; Arthropoda; Insecta; Hymenoptera; Trichogrammatidae.